This is a messenger RNA of Molossus molossus (Pallas's mastiff bat), 987 nucleotides long. RefSeq names its product serine dehydratase (gene SDS). Gene Ontology annotation, molecular function: L-serine ammonia-lyase activity; pyridoxal phosphate binding; threonine deaminase activity. Gene Ontology annotation, biological process: L-serine catabolic process; L-threonine catabolic process. Lineage: Eukaryota; Metazoa; Chordata; Mammalia; Chiroptera; Molossidae. The transcript has 7 exons. Bases 1 to 987 code for a protein of 328 amino acids. The record is from RefSeq and is a predicted model, not a curated record.
AUGACUUCCCGGGAGCCCCUGCACGUGAAGACUCCCAUCCGAGACAGCGUGGCCCUGUCCAAAGUGGCCGGCACCAGCGUCUAUCUCAAGAUGGACAGUGCCCAGCCCUCGGGCUCCUUCAAGAUCCGGGGCAUUGGACAUCUCUGCCAGACGUGGGCUGAGCAAGGCUGUAAGCAUUUUGUCUGCUCCUCGGCGGGCAAUGCAGGCAUGGCAGCCGCCUACGCCGCCAGGAAGCUGGGCCUCCCCGCCACCAUCGUGGUGCCCAGCACCACGCCCGCCCUCACCAUCGAGCGGCUCAAGGCUGAGGGUGCCACGGUCAAGGUGGUGGGUGAGAUGUUGGAUGAGGCCUUGGAGCUGGCCCAGGCCCUGGCGAAGAACAACCCAGGUUGGGUCUUCGUCCCUCCCUUUGAUGACCCCCUCAUCUGGGAAGGCCACACGUCCAUCGUGAAGGAGCUGAAGGAGACGCUGCACGAAAAGCCGGGGGCCAUCGUGCUGUCGGUGGGUGGUGGGGGCCUCUUGUGCGGAGUGGUCCAGGGGCUGCAGGAGGUGGGCUGGAGGGACGUGCCCGUCGUCGCCAUGGAGACCAUGGGCGCCCACAGCUUUCACACCGCCAUCUCUGCCGGCAAGCUCGUCUCUCUGGCCCAGCUUACCAGUGUGGCCAAGGCCCUGUGCGUGAAGACUGUGGGGGCUCAGGCCCUGAAGCUGUUUCAGGAACACCCCAUUUUCUCAGAAGUCAUCUCAGACCAGGAGGCUGUGGCCGCCAUUGAGAAGUUUGUAGAUGACGAGAAGAUCCUGGUGGAGCCAGCCUGCGGGGCCGCCCUGGCCGCCGUCUAUAGCAACGUGGUUCAGAAACUGCAAAGGGAAGGAAAACUCCGCAGCCCCCUGCCCUCCCUCGUGGUCAUUGUCUGCGGGGGCAGCAACAUCAGUCUGGCCCAGCUGCAGGACCUCAAGAAACAGCUGGGCAUGAAGAAUGAUCUGCCCAAGUGA